AGACUCUCUCUAGUAGUAAUUGCUCGGAGAUCGUCACUAAAAUACAUUUAUAGGUUGCCAUGGAUUGUCAAAAUAACGUGUCAAUGAAUUGUGCUGCCAUUUUAAAGAAACAUAAAAAUGGGAGAUAAAAAAAAUGUCGUAGACGUCCCCAAAGUUGUUUUAAGAGAAGUUGUCGUAAAAGAACAUGAGGAUAGCGCAGAUUCGUCAGUGUCAGGGAGUUCAGUUGAUGAAAUCGAACCGUACAAACCAAGACAAGAAAUUCCCGCAGAAUAUUGGCACAUACAGAAGUUGAUGAAAUAUAUAAAAACCGGCAAUCAAUCUGCUACUGUGGUGUGCUUGUGUUGCUUGAGAGAUUACGAUUUAACGUCUGAAAUAAGCGUACUUGCUGUGCAGGAAAUAGGCGGUCUGGAAAUUCUGGUUAACCUAUUAGAAACCAAAGAUCUAAAAUGCAAACUAGCUGCGUGUGGGGUACUUUCCGAACUGUCAACAAACAUAGAUGUCCGAAAAUGCGUUACAGACCUCGGCGGAGUAGAACUUCUAGUCCAAAAUCUAGCUGAACCGGCACGAGAUCUUCAAGUUUUAGUAGCGGAAACCAUUUACAACGUAGCUCAGAUCAGGAAAGCGAGAAAACAUCUCAGAAAGUGCAACGGGAUACCGAAAUUGGUCGAUUUUCUUGACGUGAAAGAAUCUUUACUGAAAAUGUCUAGAGAUGAAUUGAGCGAAUAUGACAUGGAUCAAGUGCACGUGGCGAGAGCCGCGGCCAGAGCUCUUUGGUCCGUUUCUAGGAGUGCGAAAAAUAUACACGAAAUGCUGAAAUGUGGUGUUAUUACUUUACUGGCAAGACUUAUAAGAUGUGAUCAUAUGGACGUAGUAGUGCCCUCUGUAGGCACCAUAUCACAAUGCGCACAUAAUCCUCACUACCAAUUAGCAAUCCAAACUGAAGGAAUGGUAAAAGACAUUGUCAGGCAUCUAUUUCAAGAGGACGAACCACAAUUGAGAAGGUACUGCGCAGUAACUAUUUUUAAAUGUGGUCAUAACUCACUGAUCAGAGAGAUGGUUAGGCAAUCGGGUGGUCUAGAUCCUUUGGUAAAAAUGAUUCGGGAUACUAAAUCAAGAGAAGAUAAACCUUUGAUGACCGCUGUUACGGGAGCAAUUUGGAUGCUUGCGAAGACCAAAGAAAAUGUCCAGAGAUUUGACGUACUUAAAACUGUAGAGUGUCUGGUAAGAAUGUUAGAAAACAUUGACGAAGACGAAGACGUACUGAGCAACGUAGUGGGGGCGCUGAGCGAAUUCGUUAAAUUCGAACACAAUAGAGAGGCGUUAUUAAGGGCUGGGGGAAUCCCGUAUUUGGUCAAUUUAUUGAAUUACACGUAUACGCCUAUAUUGGAGAACGUACCUUUAGUACUGAGAGAAAGCGCAUACCAUGAAGAAUCGAUGGGUGUCAUAGAGGAUAUGGACGGAGUACGACUCGUUUGGUCGUUGUUGCGAAAUGAUAGUAAGAAGGUCCAAGCAAACUCCGCCUCGUGCCUUGUCCCUUGCGUACGAAACGCCUCUGAUUCGGGCGAAAUGGUGCGAUGUUUCGUCGGCGGUUUGGAACUCAUCGUCAAUCAAUUGAAAUCCGACGACAAUCACGUGCUGGCGUGCACGUGUGCCGCCAUAGCCGAAGUCGCCCAAGAUAUUCAAAAUUUGGCCAUCAUCACCGACCAUGGAGUCGUACCGCUGCUAGUCAAUUUGGUACCGACCGAAGACGUGGAACUCAGAGAACAUUUAGCAUCGGCGAUUGCGUACUGUUCGGCUUGGGGAUCCAAUUGCAAAAUGUUUGGAAGACUCGGUGCUAUAACCCCUCUGGUUCAAUAUAUGGCAGAUGAUGACCCAAACGUGCAUCGUACUACGGCUUUAGCACUGUUUCACCUUUCGAAGAAUGCUUUUAAUUGCAUCACCAUGCACGAAAGUGGUGUCAUGAUGUUUCUCCUCAGGGCGGUUUCGUCUAGGGAUCACAAGCUGCAAGAAGCUGCUGCAGGAUGUUUGGCCAAUAUCAGAAAGUUGGCUUUGGAAGCUGAAACCGUUCAUUUGAUUAGAGACAGAGGGGAUUCGUCUGACGAAGGUUGAUUUGAAGUAGACUGUAUAAUAUAUUUUAAAAUGUACUUAUUUAAUUAUUUAUGUAAAAUAUUUUUAUCGAUAAUAAAUUAUCUACCAGUGUAA
This is a messenger RNA of Psylliodes chrysocephalus, 2202 nucleotides long. Lineage: Eukaryota; Metazoa; Arthropoda; Insecta; Coleoptera; Chrysomelidae. The record is from the annotation of a GenBank genome assembly.